AUGACCACAACCAUUCUGGAUCCUAAGACAAAGGAAAUGGAGAUUCACUCCUCAGCCUUGUCUCUGAGAUCUAACAGUACUCUAAGCACGCUCAUCGAGAGUCCAUCCUCUUUUUAUCCAUCACGCAUUUUAACCAUCAAUGCGCAAGGCAUUCGAGCCUUUCGUCUCCCACUGCCAUCCCGCCAAACCGAGAUCUUCAUCUACAACCCAGAUGGCACCGAGGCGUACGUCUCCACGCGCGACAAACUUUGCUCAGGUAAUGCGAUCCUGUCUCACCCAGAGCGCGGAAGUCUCAUACGGACUGAAUACUUCUUCGGUCCGGGCCGUGAUCCCGUGGUACACCUGCUUCAACCUUCCAGUGACAUUUCCGAGGAACUGAGUGUCACUGGGAAAUGGGCCUCCCGCACAAUGCGCUUUGGUAUGCCUGGUGGUAAAGAGUUCGAAUGGGAAUAUGCCAAGGGAAAAAGGGCAGAUGGGCAGAAAGUCAAUUUGAUUGUUUUUCAUGCAGUGGAAGAAGAGAAGGGCAAGAGUAAAGAGACUCGGGGCCAUAGGAUUGCACAGCUAGUUCGAGGAGAGGAUUCUCGGACGCCCGGCACAUCGCGAUCUUCUGCGGGCAAUGGGGGUGAAUUGCAGAUUGAUGAAGCUGCAUUACAGUCCCUGGAACUGGAUGAAGCGGUUAUUGUUGCAACUUGUUUGAUGAUGUUGAAGAAAGAGAUUGACCGACGUAGACUGAUUCAAUUUGCGUUGAUCGCGGGAGCUGGUGGUAGUUGA
Molecule: messenger RNA, 771 nt
Organism: Penicillium mononematosum
Lineage: Eukaryota; Fungi; Ascomycota; Eurotiomycetes; Eurotiales; Aspergillaceae
Exons: 1
Coding region: 1-771 (256 amino acids)
Source: RefSeq, a predicted model, not a curated record